AUGCCAGAGGUCAUUGACCUUCUCUCCUCUACUCCGCCGCCCCGAGAGGACCGACCCCGACAACCACCUGUGCCAACAAAGCCAGCAGCGCCCUCAAACCCGCCCCUCCCCGCAACUUCUUUCUUGUCCGACGAUAGUAUCGAUGUCUCACUAUUCAACUACGACGAUCUCGACAACCCUACGAACAAAAGACGACGAGUAAGCGAAGAACCCCAAUCGCGGCACGAAACAACUACACGGGUAGUAUCCAAACAGUCAUGUUUCCAAUUCUCAGACGAAGAUUUCGGCCUUCCGCCGCCUCCCCCUCCUCCCGGUCCUUCUGAGCCGAAGCCCUCAACUUCAGCAUGGGACGUGCUGGAAUCAGAUCCUAUUGUCUUCACUUCCUCUGCUCCGGAGCCUGCUGGCAGGCCUCCUGUGAUUCGGAAGUCGAAUUUCACCCAAACGAAUACUAUUACGAUCGAUGAUGAUGAUUUUGAUUUUGACGAUUACAACGAUGACAACGACGGUAAUGGUAAAAAGAGUGCGGGUGGUGCUGUUGCGCGUAGAGUUGAGCGUGAUGAGAUUGAGGAAUUCAGCGAUCAGAUUCCGCUGCCUGAUUUGAAUGAGUUGAUUGCUCUCGAGGAGAGUACGAAAUCCACCGCAAAUCCGCUUUACUCCAAUAGGACAGCGAGUUUGUUGGCGAGUCUCGAAGAACGUCCGAAGGCUGGUCGUGGUGGAAAGGUAGCUUCGAAGCCAGUGGGUCGUCCGCGAAAGGACAAGGACAUUGAUGAUGAAUUGUCGGACGAUUUGGUCGAGCCUCGGAAACCGGCGAGAAAGACUUCCAGUAAACCUACGACUGCGGAUAAAGAAGCGAAAGCCAGAGAGCGAGAAGCGGCUAAGGCGCAACGUGAACGUGAGAAGCAAUUAGACAAGGAACGGAAGCAGAAGCUCAAGGAAGAAAAGGCCAAAAAGAAGCAGCUGGCUCAGGACAUCUCGGAGGUCAACAAGCUCAAGGUGGAUAAAAAGAACUCGACGCCCGAGAUGUUACUCGAUAUGUCGUCCUCGUUAGAAGAUACUAAUGUCGGGAAUCAAUCUAUCGAGUUUAUGAAACGCCUUGGUGUCGAACAUACAUUCUUUGCAAGCUCAAUUUCCAAUAUCGUCAGAUGGCGCCGGAAAGUCACUGCUAAAUUCAACGAGGGAGCAGGGUAUUGGGAACCAUGUCCCCUCCACAUCCGUCAAGAGGAGCAUGUACUGUGCCUGCUAACAGCACAAGAUUUUGUGGACAUGGUGAUUGCACCCGCAGACUCAGACGAAACAGACACCCUUGAGCAGCAUGUUCUUAAACUAAAAAAUGCUUACCCCAAUUGCAAACCCAUAUAUCUUAUUGAGGGUCUUGGGGUUUGGAUGCGAAAGAACAAAAAUUCGAGAAACCGGGCUUAUCAGGCUGAAGUCCGACGCCAAUUCGAACAAUCGAAUGAUGCUCCUGCUACAACUGCAACUGGUCGUCCCCGCAAGAAGGCUAACAAGCCCGAAACCACGCCUCCUAUAGAUGAUGAUACAGUCGAAGACGCUCUCCUUCAGCUCCAAGUCACAUACUCUUGUCUCAUCCACCACUCCAACGCAGCUCCAGAGUCGGCAGAAUGGAUCAAGAAUUUCACGGAGCAUGUGUCCACGAUCCCCUAUCGGCUCGAACGAAUGGAAGGAAAUGACUCAGCUUUCUGCAUGGACGUCGGCCAGGUCAAGUGCGGCGACGACAAAGAGGAUACAUUUAUCAAGAUGUUACAAGAAGUCAACCGCGUCACUGCGUCAAUGGCAUACGGCAUUAUUCCCAAGUAUCCCAGCGUAACGGAUUUGGUCAAAGCAAUGCGCACCCAUGGUCCAGGGAUGCUGGAAGAUGUCAAGAAAUCCGCAAACAAGACUGGGGGUGUAACCGAAUCCCGCAUCGGCCCAGCUGCUAGCAAACGAUUGUACAAAGUUUUUACAGGUCUUGAUCCAUCGUCGACUGAUAUCUGA
Molecule: messenger RNA, 1992 nt
Organism: Aspergillus wentii DTO 134E9
Lineage: Eukaryota; Fungi; Ascomycota; Eurotiomycetes; Eurotiales; Aspergillaceae
Exons: 2
Coding region: 1-1992 (663 amino acids)
Biological process (GO): double-strand break repair; resolution of meiotic recombination intermediates; replication fork processing
Cellular component (GO): nucleus; Holliday junction resolvase complex
Molecular function (GO): DNA binding; nuclease activity
Source: RefSeq, a predicted model, not a curated record